UCUAAGGUCUGCUUCCUGGAUAUCUAAUCGUCCUGCUGUGAACGUACCAUUUGAAGGUGUCUGUAAAAUGACUGGAGCUACAACAUGUACUCUUUCAUCAGCAGAUUUUCCUGAAUUGCUUCAGCUUCAGCAUCAGGAUCAAAGCUUGUGUGCUUGUGAGAAAUGUUUGUCUAAAGAAAACCUUUUCAUUCUACAUCGCCUGAACCGUUCAGAAGAGCCCUUUUUGUCUUCUAACACGAACCUCUCUGAGGAUGCUUUUAGAUGGUGGAAGCUCAUACAGAACGAACAGCGAGAUUUUGGUUCCUAUAAAGCAACAGUGCGCAAGCUGUUUGAGCUAUUCCCAUCCGUGGCUGACCUUAGAAAACCCAGUGCCGACAGCUGCAGGACUUGUGCCGUUGUUGGCAAUUCGGUUAAUUUGAAAGGAUCACGUUACGGACCGUUGAUAGAUUUCCAAGAUGUUGUUAUAAGAAUGAACGCUGCUCCUGUCAAAGACUAUGAAAGAGAUGUUGGGACCAAAACAACUCAUCGUGUCAUGUAUCCGGAGAGUGCCGUGGAUUUAGAUAAUUCUACUCAUCUUGUGCUGUUUCCAUUUAAGAUACAAGAUCUUGAGUGGGUCAUCAAGGCAUUUACAACAGGUUUUUCUGGAAGAUCAUAUGCACCACUGAAAUCCAAAAUAAAAGCAAAAAGAGACUUGGUGAUGGUGGUCAAUCCAGCUUUUAUGAAAUAUGUUCAUGAGAUUUGGCUGGAAAAGAAAGGAGAUUAUCCAUCCACUGGCUUUAUGGCUUUGAUUCUUGCACUCCAAAUUUGUGAUGAGGUCCAUGUGUUUGGUUAUGGAGCAGAUCAUGAUGGAAACUGGAGCCAUUACUUUGAAAAGCUGAAAAGGAAAAACUUAAAAACUGGACUACACCCGGGUCAACAUGAGUAUGCACUGAUACAACAGUUGGCUGAAAGAAAAUCAGUCAGGCUUUAUAAAGGUUGGUGAGAUUUAAAUUUAAACGGGUUCCUCGAGUCUCAAUGAGAUUUACCUUUGAUAAAGGUGCAAUAAAAAAUAAAAAUGUAUUCCUGGAUUUUAAAUGACUCAUAACGUUUCUUUAAAAAUGUCAUCUCCUCAAAUAAUAUUUUAUCCAACUGCAUUGUGAAUGGGUUAAACACGUACCUAAUGUUUUUUCUAAAACAUUAGUAGCUAUUUUCUUUAAAAUUACCUUUAGUUCUCUAACUUAAAUAUCCUCACUGAAUUCCUAAAUUCAUUGAAUAAUUUUUUACUGGUGAUGGUUUACAACCAUUUCUAUUUGUCAUUUUGUGUAUUCUGGUGAAGAUUUUCAGUCAUCCAGAUCAUGAUCAAUACAAAGAAGGUAAAAAAAAAAAUCUGAAUAUGUUUUGCUUCAGCUUCAAAAUAGAAGUCCAGUUGUUUU
Messenger RNA from Fundulus heteroclitus (mummichog), 1412 nucleotides. Its product is annotated as CMP-N-acetylneuraminate-beta-galactosamide-alpha-2,3-sialyltransferase 1-like. The transcript is spliced from 7 exons. Bases 68 to 982 code for a protein of 304 amino acids. The record is from RefSeq and is a predicted model, not a curated record. Gene Ontology annotation, molecular function: beta-galactoside (CMP) alpha-2,3-sialyltransferase activity. NCBI's taxonomy places the organism in Eukaryota, Metazoa, Chordata, Actinopteri, Cyprinodontiformes, Fundulidae.